Messenger RNA from Triticum aestivum (bread wheat), 2865 nucleotides. Its product is annotated as polyubiquitin-I. The record is from RefSeq and is a predicted model, not a curated record. The transcript has 5 exons. The coding region runs from base 841 to 2613 and encodes 590 amino acids. Gene Ontology annotation, molecular function: protein binding. Lineage: Eukaryota; Viridiplantae; Streptophyta; Magnoliopsida; Poales; Poaceae.
AACUUAAACAUAGAUUUGUUCCCGCUACAUAGUUCAGUCCGGAACACGUCGGAGUUCAUCAACACAAACAAACUAAAAACAUACUUCCUCCGUUUCAAAAUAGAUGACUCAACACGUGGAGGUAGUACUCGCACGCCGAGCGGUAGAGGGCGUAGGCGAGCUCGUAGUCCGCCUUCGCCGCCUCGAGGCGUUCGGCGGCUCCCUCUUCACCGGUCGCCGCCGCUAGCUUCGUGGCGUGGUGCGAGAUCUCCACCUCACAGAGCCUCUUUGUGGUCGGCCAGUGCUGCUCGCCAAGCUCGUUGAAGCGGCCGCACACGCGGUUGCCGCUGCUACGGGAGAGGGCGCCACGCGUUGGCGCGCCUGCGCUGAGCGCCACGGCAUGACGGCGAGCCGGGUGGAGCUGUAAGCCUCCGCGUCGGCAUGUGGUGGCGACCCGUGGCGGCCCCACGUUCCCGACCUUCUCCCUCCAUGGAUCUGCGCUUGAGAGGAAAAACUGGCCGGAAUCGGUCGCCGGAGCUACGAAAGGAAGGCGGCGGAGAGAAGUGGAUUGCAGCGGAGGGGGACAAAUCUUAUCCGAGACAGGGAUCUUAAAACGCCCCGCUCCCGUGGAUACAGCGGCAGAACGGUCGGUUUGCGGGCCGCCCGUAUAUUUUUUACGGGCCGAGAAAAAUAUAGCGCAUCUGUUCCAGCCCGAAAAAGCCCGAAAACGCUAAAACGGAUGCAAAUAUACAGGCCGGCGGCGGGAUAUACAGAGCCAAAUCAGUCAAAGAGGUCUCAAACCCCAAAGCUUCCCCACUCCACGAACCAGUAACCCUCUCUCGCUCCUGCCGCCAUGGACGGAUGACGAGCUUGCUUGUCUCAGAGAGAAACCCAAAUCCCCUCCUCACCCGCACCACACCAUUGGAUUCCCCACUCCACGAGCUUCCCGUCGACCCCAGUCUCGUCCACACGCAUUUAUCUGCUCUGCUCUCCAGGGUCACUGCCACCACACGAAAGCGAGGGGAAAAAAAGAAAUCAUCUGUCGUCUCCAUGAGCGGCGCCGGUUCGGGUGCGGCGCCGCUGGAGUUCCCCUCUGCGGAGUGGCGGCGCGUCUACGACCGGCUCAUGGGGUUGCUGCCGCGGGUCGAGGAGCUCGCCGCCGACCGCGCGCGCCUGGAGGAAAUCAACAGGCUGUCGGAGGCCCGCGAGAAGAGCCUCCGUGCCCGCCUCCUCCAGGCGGAGGCGAGCAGGGAGAGGUGGAAGACGGCCUACACGGAGCUGCCUCCAGGUGCUAAUCCCAAGCUUGCCGAACUUCAAAAGAGGGACUUGGUGGAUUCCGAAGCCUGUGAAGCUCUCUCUGACCCUGAUAUCUCUCAACUCAAGCAGGUGACUAAUGAGGAUACUAAUGAGAUGGAUCUUGAACAGUGCACGAUGCAGAUCUUUGUCAAAAUAAACUGUUCAAAUUUUCGCAAAAAAAGAAAGAUCCACUGUUUAAAGACUAUCACUCUUGAGGUCAUGGGAUCAGAUACGAUCUAUGAUGUCAAGGAUAAGAUUCGAGACAAGGAGGGCAUCCCUGAAGGCCAGCAGAGACUCAUGUUUGGCAGUGAGCUGCUGAUGGACAGCGGCACCCUGGAGUACUACAACAUCGAGGAAGAGUCCACGCUCACCCUUGACCUUGUCCCCCGAGGGAUGCAUAUCUUUGUCAAGACACUGGCUAACAAGAUCAUGACUAUUGAGGUUGGGGGAGAAGAUAGCAUAUACAUUGUGAAGGCAAAGGUCUUCGAUGAAACCGGCAUUUGCCCAGGCAGACAACGUCUCAUCUUUGCUGGGAACGAGCUGGAGGAUGGCUGCACCUUGGCUGACUACAACGUGCAAAAUGAAUCUACACUUCAUAUUGUGUUCUGCUUGGCGUGUCAGAGAGAUGGGAUGCACAUUUUUGUCAAGACACUGACUGGCAAGAUCAUGGCUAUUGAUGUUGAGGGAGAAGAUAGUCUAUACAGUGUGAAGGCAAAGAUUUUUGAUGAAACCGGCAUUCCCCCAGGCAGACAGCGUCUCAUCUUUGCUGGGAAGCAGCUGGAGGAUGGCCGCACCUUGGCUGACUACAAUGUGCACAACGAAUGUACCAUUCAUCUUGUGGUGUUUCACGGCCUCACGUGUCAGAGAAGUGGGAUGCACAUGCACAUCAUUAUCAGGGGACUGACUGACAAGAUCAUGACUGCUGUGGCUGAGGGUGAAGAUACCAUAUAUAGUCUGAAGGUAAAGGUUUCCGCUGAAACCGGCGUUCCCCCGGACAGACAGACUCUCAUCUUUGCUGGGAAUGUGCUGGAGGAUGGCCGCACCUUGGCUGACUACGACGUGCAACAUGCAUCUACCCUUCAUGUUGUGUUGCGCGGCGUCACGAGGCAGAGAGGUGGGAUGCGCAUAUUUGUCAGGACGGUGAACGGGAAGGAGGUCAUUGAUCGUGCGUUUAAGCCCAGACAGACCAUUGACGAUAUCAAAGCGUGGAUCUACUCUGAGUUGUGCAUUCUCCCGGACCAUCAGCAGCUCUCUGACCAGGGCGGCGCCCCCCUGGCUGAAGAGAUCUCUCGUUCGUGCACCCUUGUGUUGCAGAUCCGUCCUCCUGGUGGUCAAUGAGAUGGAUGUAAAUCAGUCCUUGGCUGGUGGUGGUGUUAGUGAGAACUCAGACUCGGUAGAGGUUGAGUUUGAAGUGCUAAUUUAGCAUGUGUGGGGUCAUUUUGGUACAAUGCAGGGUGUAAAAUGAAUGGACAGUUGUAGUUUCUGGCUGGUAACAAGACUCACUCGCAACCCUGUGUAUGUAGGUGGGGUUUCUGUGAAGGUGUAAGCACUUGAUGUCACCGUGGAGCUUAUGGUGUCGUUAGCCUAACA